Molecule: messenger RNA, 3464 nt
Organism: Cololabis saira (Pacific saury)
Lineage: Eukaryota; Metazoa; Chordata; Actinopteri; Beloniformes; Belonidae
Gene: tmcc1a
Product: transmembrane and coiled-coil domain family 1a
Exons: 8
Coding region: 437-2527 (696 amino acids)
Cellular component (GO): endomembrane system
Source: RefSeq, a predicted model, not a curated record
GAGUUGCUCCUGCAGCGGCGGCGGCAGCGCCAACACUAUCUCCUACCCAUAAGACAUGUGGUUCAGAUGUGAUAGGCUGUCAUCGCCUCAGCAGUGCAAGGAAGGCACCCCUGCAUUAUUGUAACUAGAGACAGAAGGUACGCUAGAUGAGUGAGUUACACUAGAAUGGCAGCUGGGAUGAUGACCACAAAGGCAACUUGUUCCUGAGUCAAAGAUGCAUGCUCCCAAGUUGGAUCCUUCCCCUGACUGUGAAUGGCCUGAUCCAACCCUCCAUCAGAAAAUCCCAUCUUCACUUCCACUGUUCCCUACUCCACUCUGCUAUCCUCUGUUCUUCUUCUCUUCAUUCAUUGACCUAGCCUGACCCUCUGCAUGCCUGACAGUUAGAGAGGGAGGCAUAAGCAGACUAUUUCAUUGGACAAUUCAUCCCUGCUUUUGUAUGUGGUGUCAGCAGGGGGGAUAUAUGUCACAUAUGCAGCAGGGGGGCAACAGUGAAAGGCAGCCAGGCAGGGUGGGCCCCAGUUCAGGUCCUGAAGCUAGAGGAGAGACAGGAGGUUUGCACGGCCUGGGAUUAAGAAGGGCCUCAUCUCACUCAGACUACACGUCUUUGAGUAAGAUGAGCCAAAACACCAAGGAGAGCAUGGGGGUUCUUGGCCAGGGCUUGAAACAGCUGUUCCAGCAGCGUAAACGCCUCUCCCUCUCUCGCUCGACCAUGCCUUCAUCAUCUUCCUCCUCAUCUUCCUCUGUGGUGUCAGCAGGUGGUACCAACCCCUGUGCCCCUGAGGACAUUUGGGCGUCCAGCUGUCCUGACUCUGACCGCCUCUCUGCUCCUAUGGUUCGUUCUACAGCUGGCAAGGGCUCAGGCGCUGCAGGCAUGAUGAGGCGUGGGACCAGCCUGCAGAGCCGACGCAGUAAAGGAUCCGGGUCUGGGAGCGGAGACCGGGAUCCACUUCUGCGAAGUAGCCCUCAGGCUCCUCAUCGCCGCUACACCCAUGAUCCCCAGCAGCAUACCAGCCGCCCACGCUCCUCCUCUACCACCGACACCACACCCAGCAGCCCUGCCCUCGGAUACACUGGCGGGGAUGUGGGACUGUCAUCUGGCUACCAGUCUACCGAAGAGACGGACAGAAUUGACCGGCUGGAAGUGAGCGGCCUGGGCCAACCACCCCUAGCUGUUACAUGCGGGGCAGACGGUUCAUUUUCUGCAGGCGAGGAUGGGACUCCAGAUCCUCAGCGCACCAAGCAGGCUAUCGCCCAGCUGCAGCAGAAAAUCCUCAAGCUCACAGAGCAGAUUAAAAUCGAGCAGACAGCCAGGGAUGAUAAUGUUGCCGAGUACCUCAAACUAGCCAAUAAUGCCGACAAACAGCAAAGCACACGCAUCAAACAGGUUUUUGAAAAGAAGAACCAGAAAUCGGCACAGACGAUCCAGCAACUGCAAAGGAAAUUGGAGCAUUACCACCGGAAGCUGCGUGAAGUGGAGCACAACGGUAUCCCACGCCAACCCAAGGAUGUUCUUCGGGACAUGCAGCAGGGCUUAAAGGAUGUUGGGGCCAAAGUCACAGGCUUCAGUGAAGGCGUUGUGGACAGUGUCAAGGGAGGCCUCUCCAGCUUCUCACAGGCCACCCACACCGCUGCUGGCGCAGUCGUCUCCAAACCCCGGGAGAUUGCCUCACUUAUUCGCAACAAGUUUGGCAGUGCUGACAACAUCCCUGCGCUCAAAGACUCUCUGGAUGACCCCACGGUGGAAGAGGGCGUGACGGGGGCUGGUGGACGUUCUCUCGGCAAUGCUGGUCACCACCUCCAGUCCAGUCCCAAGUACGGUAGUGAAGAAGACUGCUCUAGUGCUACAUCAGGCUCGGCAGGGGCCAACAGCACUACAGGGGCCCCGGGGGGUCCCCCGAGUUCCAAGGGCAAUACACUGGAGAGGAGCAAAAGCUCCAGUCUGGACAUGCUGCUACAGGAGGUGCAGGAGUUGAGGGAGGGCCAGGCACGGCUAGAGGAGAACUUGGACGAUUUGAAGACCCAUUAUCAAAGAGACUACACAGUCGUUAUGCAAGCUCUGCAGGAGGAACGCUUCAGGUGCGAACGUCUGGAGGAGCAGCUGAACGACCUGACGGAGCUUCACCAGAACGAGAUACUCAACCUCAAGCAGGAGCUGGCCAGCAUGGAGGAGAAGAUCGCUUACCAGUCCUACGAGAGAGCCAGAGACAUCCAGGAGGCGUUGGAGGCUUGUCAAACAAGGAUUUCUAAGAUGGAGCUCCAGCAGCAGCAGCAGCAGGUCGUCCAGUUGGAAGGGCUGGAAAAUGCCACAGCACGGACCCUCCUAGGAAAACUUAUCAAUGUGCUGCUGGCCCUUAUGGCUGUUCUUCUGGUCUUCGUCUCAACUGUGGCCAACUGUGUGGUCCCACUGAUGAAGACACGCUCGCGCUCUCUCUCCACCCUUCUCCUUGCCCUCCUGCUGGCCUUCCUGUGGAGAAACUGGGAUGCUCUUUCUGGAUACACGCACCGGGCUCUGCAGCCCCCAGGAUGACCAGAUUGAUGCCAGAACAUGAGGCUUUGACGCCGGGUGAUAAAAUUGUUGCUUCAGUCUUGCAGAAGGCUUGAAGAAUGUGAUAACAUUAGGAUGGCUGUGUGGCCGUACACCCUAAGCACAUUCGGACACAGCCUGGAAUCAAGAUAAAGAGGAAGAAACAGAAUAAAGCUAAGAACACUUACAUUAAGGAAGGAAAAGACUGUUUACAUUUUUUGAAUGAACCAAUGUGCUGUAAUCCCUCACAGGAUGCAGCAUUGUACUGUUUUUACCUUUAGAGUUUUAUCAAUUAUAAUGUUAUUUCUAAUAAUAUUUUAUUUUCAAUGUUAUUUUAUUCAGUACCAUGUAGCAUUCUGCUCCUCUCACUCUAAAGGGGAGUUUAGUCAGGAACAUUGGUUGGCAAAUCACCCCAGAUGUCUAGCCUCAUUGAGUCAUGGAAAUGGGAGAAUCUGAUUGAUUGUCUUUAGGAAGAGAACUCUUACUUAUCUGUGAUUGGUAGAUUUGAGCCAUGGCUGAAAACCUUCCUGGGAGUUUCUCCUUUCAUACUAUGAUGAAGACUGAACAUUUUUGAAGGACUGACCAUGACUUACGCUGUGAUGACUAGAACAGUUGUGCUUCCUUAGCAUUUCUAUUAGCAAAUAUCACCUGCUUUUAACUACUGUAUCUCUUUUGUCAAGUAAAUCAAAACUUAAAAAAAAAAAAAAAAAAAAAAGAUUUUCAAUGACACGUGACGAUUUUUGAGGAAGAAAGUAAUGACAUGCUGCUUACCAUAAACUAGGCACAUAAACACACAGAGAACAUCUGGGUAUUGUUCAGCAUUUGCCAUAUUGGGAACUUGUAUAAAAUGCUGCAUGUUGUCUUUAAGAAAAUUGCGUACAAACCUGUUUUACUUUAAAAGCAAUGACGAAAUGCUGUUGGACUAGUAAAAUUAAAUUUG